AUGAGUUACCCAGGACAAAAGUAUAAUGAACAGUACAGCAAUGCUGGACAUUCUGGUUUAACUUCUCAACCACCACCUGCUCCAUAUUAUCAACAACAGAAUUAUCCACCUCAUUAUUCACCACCACAAGAUGGUUACAGACCACCUGGACAUAGUGGUUACGGUGUAUAUGUUCCUCCUCCAGGUCCUCCCCCUUCCCAAGGAAGCUAUGGUUUUCCUCCAGGUCCUCCCCCUUCCCAAGGGAGUUAUCCUCCCCCCUCAGGUCCUCCCCCUUCCCAAGGGAGUUAUCCUCCCCCCUCAGGUCCUCCCCCUUCCCAAGGGAGUUAUCCUCCCCCCUCAGGUCCUCCCCCUUCCCAAGGGAAUUAUCCUCCUCCCCCAGGUCCACCACCUUCACGAGAUGGUUAUGCUCCACCUCCGUAUCCUCCGCCACAAAGUAGUUAUGCUUCAUACCCCUCAACACAAGCCCAUUAUCCUUCUCCUACCAAUCCACCACAGAAAGUUGAAAAAACUUUUACGCAUACAGAAGUUAAAUAUGAAUUAAGUUAUGAAAGACCUCCAUUACCACCAAGAAAUCAACAAUAUCAACCUCUCCCAGGAACUCCUCCUCAACUUCCUAUUAGAGGAUAUGCACCACCACCGGUUACGGGUCGCAGGAGAGCUUUAUUAAUUGGAAUUAAUUAUUUUGGUACACCAUUUGAAUUAAAAGGAUGUAUAAACGAUGUUGCUAAUGUGAAGAGUUUCUUAAUUGAAUUAUAUAAUUUUAGAGAAGCUGAUAUGGUCAUUUUAACAGAUGAUCAAAGUGAUCCAAAAAAAAUUCCUAAUAGAGAAAAUAUUUUGAGCGCAAUGAGAUGGUUAGUUCAUGAUGCACGACCAAAUGAUUCAUUCUUUUUCCAUUUCAGUGGUCAUGGAGGUCAAGCACAAGAUCUUGAUGGAGAUGAAGACGAUGGUUACGAUGAGACUAUUAUGCCAUCAGAUUUUCAGAAGAAUGGGCAAAUCAUUGAUGAUAUAAUGCAUGAUAUAAUGGUGAAACCGCUUCCACGUGGUGUAAGAUUAACGGCUAUAUUUGAUUCUUGCCAUUCUGGCACAGCACUUGAUUUACCUUUUAUAUAUUCAACACAAGGAAAAGUGAAAGAAGCAAAUCUUUUAUCAGAAGGUAGUAAUGCUAUUAAGAAUGCUUGUAUGUCAUAUUUAAUAGGUGAUAUUGGUGUAAUAAAGACAAGUUUGAUUUUAUUUGGUAAAAAGGCAACAUCAGGAAAAAGUAUUUCAGAAAAAAAUAAACGAAAUAAAUCAAGUCUUGCUGAUGUAAUUUCGUUGAGUGGAUGCAAAGAUGGUCAGACUUCUGCAGAUGCAAAAAAUGAAAUGGGGCAAGACACUGGAGCUAUGUCCUACGCAUUAAUCAAAACAUUAAGAGAUUAUAGGAAUAAGAAUGUUGAUAUUUCAUAUCAACAAAUGCUUAAUUCUGUUAGAGUUAUCCUUUCAAAUAAAUACUCUCAGAAACCACAAUUAAGCGCAUCACAUGAAAUGGAGAUGAAUUCAUUAUUUAUUAUUUAA
This is a messenger RNA of Rhizophagus irregularis DAOM 181602=DAOM 197198, 1551 nucleotides long. RefSeq lists its product as uncharacterized. NCBI's taxonomy places the organism in Eukaryota, Fungi, Glomeromycota, Glomeromycetes, Glomerales, Glomeraceae. The record is from RefSeq and is a predicted model, not a curated record. Gene Ontology annotation, biological process: proteolysis. Gene Ontology annotation, molecular function: cysteine-type endopeptidase activity.